Messenger RNA from Seriola dumerili (greater amberjack), 1668 nucleotides. Its product is annotated as E3 ubiquitin-protein ligase TRIM39-like. NCBI's taxonomy places the organism in Eukaryota, Metazoa, Chordata, Actinopteri, Carangiformes, Carangidae. Gene Ontology annotation, molecular function: zinc ion binding; protein binding. The transcript has a single exon. The record is from RefSeq and is a predicted model, not a curated record. Bases 1 to 1668 code for a protein of 555 amino acids.
AUGUCGGCAGGGAGCCUUCUUUUGACGGAGGAGCAGCUCCUGUGCUGCAUCUGUCUGGACGUGUUCACCAAUCCGGUCACGUUACCGUGUGGACACAACUUCUGCAAAAGCUGCAUCACACAGCACAUGAAUUUUAAUUCCCACCGCCAGUGUCCUCUGUGUAAAGAGCGCAUUGAUAAGAAACAUAAACUUGUGGUCAAUACGUUCAUAUCUGAGAUGGCCGUCCAGUUCCGACAGUCAGCUGGAAAGGACGCCAGCAGCAGCUCAGAGCAACACGAGGAAACCAACCCAGGGAAAGUUUCUAAUGACGUUCCCAUUGGACUAAAACGGAAGUCUAGGCUGCUGUUAGCAAUGAGCCUGACAUUUCUAACCAUCUACUUAGCAACGAAUUUAAAGCUUCAUCAAAUAGUAUCCAACCUGAACUUUCAUCAGCUGUUUGAUGCCAUUGAGAUGACGGCAGACAGCAUGUGUACUGAACAUGACAAACCUUUGGAGCUCUACUGCAAGAAUGAACAAAUGUCCGUUUGUCGCGCCUGCGCUGACUCCAGUCACAGAUUUCACCAUGUAGUUUCUCUGAAAGAAGAAUUUGAAGUAAAGAAGGCAGAGCUGCGGAAAACAGAGGCUAAACUUCAGCAGAUGAUCCAGGAGAGACGACUAAAGGUUCAGGAGGUCGAACACUCAGUAAAGCUCAGCAGGGAAACCGCAGACAGAGAGACAGCAGACGGUCUUCAGGUCUUCGCCGCUCUGACUCAGUCUGUGGAACAAGCCAAGGCCGAGUUCAUCAGGACGAUUGAAGAGAAGAAGAGAGCGAAGGAGGAACAGGCCAAAGAUGUCAUCCGAGAGCUGGAGCAGGAGAUCUCUGAGCUGACGAGGAGGCGUGCUGAGGUAGAUCGGCUCUCGUGCUAUGAAGACCACCUCCAUUUCCUCCGGAAAUCCUCGACCCUGAAUGCUGCUCCGCCCACCAACGACCGGACAGAGAUCAGCACUUGUCCUGCAUCAUAUGCAGGAAUCAUCAGGACGGCUGUGUUGAGCGCUGUGAACCAGCUGACAGAGACAGUCACACAGGAGAUGAAGAAGCUGCAGGAAGACGAGCUGAGACAAGUCCAGCGGAACACGGCGGACGUGGCAUUGGAUCCUGAUACGGCACAUCCUGCUCUCGUCCUGUCCGAUGACGGGAAACAAGUACGUCACGGUGACGUGUGGAAGAAACUCCCAGAGAACUCAAAGCGAUUUGAGACUGCGAUCAGUGUUUUGGGAAAGCGGGGUUUCUCCUGUAGAAGGUUUCACUAUGAUGUUCAGGUUAAAGGGAACAUUGGCUGGACUUUGGGCGUGGCCAAACAGUCAGUCAAUAGGAAGGGAGAAAUUACACUGAAUCCCGAGAACGGCUACUGGACUCUGUGUCGGAGGAAUAGAAACGGGUACUUCGCACUUGACGACCAGCCCGUCCCUCUCUCUGUGAAUGAUCACCCAGAGAAGGUGAGAGUGUUUGUGGAUUACAAGGAGGGUCUGGUCUCCUUUUAUGACGUGGACACAGCAGCUCUUCUCUACUCCUUUACUGGCUGCUCCUUCACUGAAAAACUCCUCCCAUUCUUCAGUCCUGGCAGGAGUGACGGCGGCAGGAACUCCGCCCCCCUGAUUAUCUCUCCUGUCGAUCAGUCAGUGUUGUAG